AUGGAGGAACUCCAGGGACUCUUGAGGGAGUUGGAGAGAGGUCUUUUACAGCUAGCAGAGGGAAUGGAAGCGGGACAUGCCGACCCAGAGCAUGUGGAAGAUAAAAUUGAAGAAUUUAUCGAGGCUGUUGGACUAAUUUCUGCACUUGCCAACCAGGACAUGGACAACAGGGUGACAGCAAACUUAGAGGAAGCGGAUACAGGGACCGGGGCGUUUGGCAUUUGACAUACCGAUUGCGGUUCUUGAGCACCAUGUUCUUUGUGGAUUGCCAGCCGGUCAAAUUGCAGCGAUGUUUGGUGUGUCAAAGAGGACCAUUAGGAGGCACAUGGAACAAUACGGCUUAAGGUAUUGACACUAAAUCCAUUACUUGUCGGUUUAUGAAUUGCUUAAUUGUCUCUGUGUUGUUUAAAACGACUUUUUCCCCCUAUGGUGCAGAAAAACAGACCUCUAUUCAACCAUCAAUGAUGAGGAGUGAGACCGCAUCGUAACUGAGCUUCACAGAAGACAUCCAAACACCGGCUACAAGCUCAUGCAAGGUCAUCUGGCUGCAAGAGGUGUGCAUGUUCCAGGUGAGUCUAGUACUAUGGUCAUUAUUUUAUUACCUCCGCCAAGGAGGUUAUGUUUUCGGUAGCGUUGGUUUGUUUGUUUGUUUGUCUGUUAGCAACUUUACGGAGAAAGUCACAGACGGAUUGACCUGAAAUUUUCACCAGAGGUGCGGCUCAGCCCCAGGAGGAUCCCAUUACAUUUUGGUGGUGAUCCAGACAAAAUUCUGGAUACUGUGAUCCAGAACACACAAAAAUAAGGGUGUCGUUGGAAUUUUCAAUGCUGCAAGAUAACAAAUGGGCGGCACUGUGGUGUAGAUGGGUGGCACUGUUGCCUCACAACCAGAAGAUUCUGGGUUCGAAUCCUGAUCAGGGCAUACCAGUUUAAACACAAAUAAACGUUAAUAAAAGACACGUAACAGUAAGUUUCGGUGUGAAUCACAAUAUAAGAGGGGACAUGAGCUGCUUGGCGGAGGUCUGCGCUCUCCGACUGCUUUUCUAGUUUAAUUUGCAAUGCAGAGCCAAUUGCAGAACAGACCUGACCCAUGAUUUUCAGGCUAAUAUUUAAUAGAGGUGUACAAUAUCUAGCUGGAUGCGCCCAGCGCCCCCUCCUCCCCCAAUGAUGUAAGAGGUAUAUUAUGAUCAGGCUGAAAAUCACAGGCCAUGUUUGUCAUGGCAUACAGUCAGCAGUGUAAACCUGUGGCAUGCAGGAGCAGCUUGCUUUUGUCUUGUAACAGACUAAAAAUAUCUGACAGUUCAGCACAUUAUUGAGACUUGUGGUUCAUAUAGUGACAACUCCACAUCCUGUCUUCCUGUCUUGUAUUAGACAAGUGACUGAGUAUUUUUGUUCCAGUACUGGUCAAGUAGGGUGAAUAGUUGUUUUUAACCAAGUUGCCAAUGAGUGUAUAGUUAUUAUUCAUUUGAUUUCCCUUCCCUCAGUAUCAAGACUGCAACAGUCUUUACGCAGAGUCGAUGCAGAGGGAGUCUACAUGAGACGUCUAAGACUUCAUGUAUUGAGACGACGGCAGUAUUCUGUUCCUGGCCCAAACUCUUUGUGGCAUAUAGAUGGCAAUCAUAAGCUCAUCAGGUCAGUGAUCUUGGCAGAUUCGCAAUACAUCUUUUCUCAGAUGUGUCAUUACUAUUGUUUUACAACAAAGUUGUACUUUUCCAUGUGUUCAUGAUUGCUUGACAGAUGGAGAUUUGUUGUCCAUGGUGGGGUUGAUGGAUUCAGCCGUUUGGUGGUCUACCUAACUGUGGCAGGAAAUAAUAGAGCUUAUACAGUCCUUCAGAGCUUUAUUGCUGCAGUUGAGCAGUAUGGGCUGCCAUCAAGGGUACGGUCUGAUAAAGGGGGUGAGAAUGCAGAUGUAGCAGAAUUCAUGAUCAGGAGCAGAGGGACUGACAGGAAUUCACACAUCACAGGGAGAAGCGUCCAUAAUCAGCGGUAAAUAGAUGUUUGGCAGCUACGCUCAGACAACAACCGCAGCAGUUGAGUGUACAUCUUUGGCAUAGAUCUAACAUACAUUAACACUGUCAAUUUUAUUCUUAAUACAGAAUAGAGCGGAUGUGGAGGGAUGUUUAUGAACAUGCCCUUGACCUCUUCUAUCAAAUUUUCACUUCAUUGGAAGAUCAGGGAACAUUGGAUCCAGACAAUGAAGUCCAUCUUCUUGCACUACACUGGAGCUUUCUCUCACUAAUUCAAGAAAUCCUUGACUCUUUUAAAGAUGCUUGGAACUUUCAUGGUCUUAGAACUGAAAGGAAUCACUCACCACAGCAACUCUGGAGAAGAUACAGAGAGCAAGGCCCCAUGGAGGUUCCCACUGAGGUUGGAGAAAAAUCAUCUUAAAACACUUUUGUCUGUUUCCCAAAAAGUAUGGAAGAUUGUAUUUACUUCAGGUGUUACACUAAAGUGUCUACAGUCACCAAAUUAGCCAUUAAACUAUAAUUGUUGCCAUGCAUAAUAUACACAACCAUUAUUUUUCUCAAAGGAAUAGGCAACAUUUGAUUUCUCAAUGACUUGGUUACCAAACAUAAUCUUAGAAACCGCGUGUAAUGAAAUGUUAGUCGUUUUUUGAUCAUGCUUGUCCUCCAUUCAGGUUUAUGAAGACUAUGGGAUUGACUGGAAUGGACCUCACAGUCUUAAUGGAGGCACUGUGUCAGUCCCCGAGAUUCAGCUGGCCCGAGAGCUCACAGACGAAGAGGUCGCCACUUUGCCAGCUCCAGGAUUGUCUGUCACUGAUGCAGUUAGAGCAUAUUUAGACACUAUGCAGGUUUUAACAAGAAUAACAGCAAACUGA
Messenger RNA from Xyrichtys novacula (pearly razorfish), 2836 nucleotides. NCBI's taxonomy places the organism in Eukaryota, Metazoa, Chordata, Actinopteri, Labriformes, Labridae. The record is from the annotation of a GenBank genome assembly.